AUGUCAGUGAGCCAGUCAUUUCUUGGUACAGAAGUUGGCGAAGAAUGGCAAUUUGACAUCAUACAGAUGGUAAGUAACUGGACUAGCACCCGGUCACUGGGUCCUGCUGAUUCCUCUGGACGACUGGACGAGCUGGACGAACUGGACGAACUGGAGGAACUGGACGAACUGGACGAACUGGACGAACUGGACGAACUGGACGAACUGGACGAACUGGACGAACUGGACGAACUGGACAAGUGA
Aspergillus novofumigatus IBT 16806 is the source of this 243-nucleotide messenger RNA. RefSeq lists its product as uncharacterized. NCBI's taxonomy places the organism in Eukaryota, Fungi, Ascomycota, Eurotiomycetes, Eurotiales, Aspergillaceae. The transcript is spliced from 3 exons. The record is from RefSeq and is a predicted model, not a curated record. Bases 1 to 243 code for a protein of 80 amino acids.